AUGGCUUCCCAACUUGAUGACGAGACCCUUGAAGGCGAUGACAAGGCAAAUGAUUUGCCUUCGGAGUAUGUGGUCAAGGUGAAUGACAUGGAGUUCAUGCGCCUUCGUACUGCAAAAUCUUCGCAGAUAGCGAAGCUCAUCAAAAUGGACGCGGACCUCCUGGUCAUUUCACGUCAGGACGUCCAGGGCUUUGAAGCCCGCAUGCAGGACUUCACUGGCCUAACUUACCAAUGGGAGCAGAAGGUCAUUGAAGCUGCCAACAUCGCAAACGAGAAGGGAAUUGAGCUCAAGAAGGUGACGCAGGAAAUGUUGCUGUUGAAGAAGCAAUUGUCCUCCGUAACCCAAGACCUGGCAGCCGCUUUGGUGAACUCGAAGGACAAGAGCCUUUUUCCCAACGAGGAAGGAGAACGACUCCGCAUGAGGCUGGCUGAGUAUGAGUCCUUAUUCAUGACGGUUGUGACUUCUUUCGAAGGGCAGGAUUUUGAAGAGCCCACUUCCGUCACGCAAAAGGUGGUGGAAGAGAGAGAGGCAAACAUCCAGAUGGUGGAGAAUUGUUUACAGGAGAUUGAAGUUUUGGAAAGGGCACGCCAGAAAGCAGUUCGCCACUCCCUGACUGUGCAGACAAUGUUCGAUGUAAUCCACAAUCAGCUGAUGAAGGAAGGCGACAGAUCCCAAACUUCUCGGAAUCAAGCUCGUCAUGCAUGGAGCGAAGCUGUUGUUCUGAGCAUGACUGGCAAGCCAGGCCCAGUCGCCAGUGAACCACAGGAACCAGACCAAGAGCCUCAAGAGCUCCAAGACCUCCAAGAGCAAGAGCCAGAGCCAAUCCAGCUGGAGCAGCCGCAAGAGCCAGUGGUAAUUGACGGCAAGCUCCACCUGAGCCCAGCGGUAGAGUCACUCUUCUUGAAAGAUCAAGGUGUGUAUGUGCGGAGACUGAACGAUCUACAGAACCACUUGGCGGAAGAAAUGGAGAACACUGAUAUUUUGGAAGAAGCUCUUAACGAGGCUGUCGAAUACGGAGAGGAACUGCAGAUGAGGCUUGCAGGCUUGCAGGGGGAGCUGCAGACUAUGAUUGAAGACAAGCAACGACUGGAGGAAGAAUCUCAAGAACAGCUGAAACACCACAUCCAGGCACAACAGCACGCUGCGUCACUGCAAGAACUUGCCCGCGCAGAAGUUGCACGCAGAGACGCACAGGUGGCGGCUUUGCAGGAAGCCUUGUCUGCCCAGGAGAAGCAAAGUGCAGCCAGGAUGGCGCAGGCCUGCCAAGAGAUGGAGCUCAUGAAUCAGACGCUGGCAGCCAGAGAAGAGAGCGACGCCAAGGCUCGCCAAGAGAUUGACGAUCUAAAGCAGACGCUGGCAGCCAGAGAAGAGAGCGACGCCAAGGCUUGCCAAGAGAUUGACGAUCUAAAGCAGACGCUGGCAGCCAGAGAAGAGAGCGACGCCAAGGCUCGCCAAGAGAUUGACGAUCUACAGCAGACGCUGGCAGCCAGAGAAGAGAGCGACACCAAGGCUCGCCAAGAGAUUGACGAUCUGAAGCAGACGUUGGGAGCCAGAGAAGAGAGCGACGCGAAGGCUCGCCAAGAGAUUGACGAUCUAAAGCAGACGCUGGCAGCCGACGCCAAGGCUCGCCAAGAGAUGGAGCUAAUGAAUCAGACGCUGGCAGCCAGAGAAGAGAGCGACGCCAAGGCUCGCCAGGAGAUUGACGAUCUAAAGCAGAUGCUGGCAGCCAGAGAAGAGAGCCACGCCAAGGCCCUGCAUGAAAAGGACCAGCAGGCUGCUCAAGCGAUGGACGAGCUCAGGACAAAGGGCCAGGCCCUGCAUGAAAAGGACCAGCAGGUGGAAGCA
Molecule: messenger RNA, 1845 nt
Organism: Durusdinium trenchii
Lineage: Eukaryota; Dinophyceae; Suessiales; Symbiodiniaceae
Source: the annotation of a GenBank genome assembly